Messenger RNA from Quercus robur (English oak), 641 nucleotides. RefSeq lists its product as uncharacterized. The record is from RefSeq and is a predicted model, not a curated record. The transcript has 5 exons. Gene Ontology annotation, cellular component: plastid. The coding region runs from base 60 to 641 and encodes 193 amino acids. Lineage: Eukaryota; Viridiplantae; Streptophyta; Magnoliopsida; Fagales; Fagaceae.
GCAAUACUUCCAAACAACUUACAAAUUCAUGGAGCUUUCCCCCACACACUUUGAUUCCCAUGCAUGGGAGAGUUAACCUGUGGCCAAAGCACAUGCUUUGUGGAUAUCUCAAAAACCGCAGAAGUAGAGAAACUUCCAUCUGGAAAGCUAUAGAAAAUGGAGCUGAAACUUUGUUUGACAUAGUUGCAGAAGUAUACUCUGGAUUUGAUCGUAGCGUAUGGAUUCCUGCUGCAUCAAAUGUGAGGCUUCAUGUGGAGCAUCUGGCUGAGCAAGAUAAGCUACCAAAGGGCUUCUCUUUAGAAACUUUUAAUAGCAGUUUGGAUGCAUUUGCUGACAAGGUGGGUGAAAGAGUGUGCAGGACUUCCUCUUUAGAAACUUUUAGUUGCAUUUUGGCUGCAUUUGCUGGCAAGAUCCAGGCAUUUUCGAUCCAGAAGUUCCAGAAAACUUGUGGGCUGUAUAUCCUUGCCCGAUGGAUUUGGGCAUACCUUAGUAAGGGUCUCCAGUUAAAUUAUCAGAAGCUAUGGACAUCUAAAUUAUUUGUUGCUGGUGCAGUGGCUAGCUUUGCUGUUCUGUGCUCAAUAAGUUCAGUGCUAAAUAAGAGCCAUAAGGGCAAAAAAUCUGGACCUCGGUUUCAGAUGUAA